AUGGCAACGCCUCAACCGCUGGCAGAUCGCGCGCAAAGCGACACCGCGUCAGCUGUAUCAACCAACCAAGAGAGUUCUGGAGAGCUCACAGCUGUUGUUGACGACCUCUUGAACCAACUCAACACCAAGUUUACCACAGUCAGCAGCGAGCUACUUGCUAAGAUGGACGACAUGUCACGGCGACUGGACAAUCUUGAAGCAACUAUUCAGGCUGGAGAUGGUAACAAGGGUUCAGGACCUGGAAAGUAG
Alternaria arborescens is the source of this 249-nucleotide messenger RNA. RefSeq lists its product as hypothetical. Gene Ontology annotation, biological process: cellular heat acclimation. Gene Ontology annotation, molecular function: transcription corepressor activity. Gene Ontology annotation, cellular component: cytosol; nucleus. The transcript is spliced from 3 exons. The record is from RefSeq and is a predicted model, not a curated record. Lineage: Eukaryota; Fungi; Ascomycota; Dothideomycetes; Pleosporales; Pleosporaceae. The coding region runs from base 1 to 249 and encodes 82 amino acids.